Molecule: messenger RNA, 804 nt
Organism: Suhomyces tanzawaensis NRRL Y-17324
Lineage: Eukaryota; Fungi; Ascomycota; Pichiomycetes; Serinales; Debaryomycetaceae
Gene: PUP1
Product: proteasome core particle subunit beta 2
Exons: 1
Coding region: 1-804 (267 amino acids)
Cellular component (GO): proteasome core complex
Molecular function (GO): threonine-type endopeptidase activity
Source: RefSeq, a predicted model, not a curated record
AUGCCUGGCUUAAGCUUUGACAAUUACCAAAGAAACCAUUUCUUGACCACCAAGGGUUUUGGUGCUCCAACCGCAACAUCUACAGGUACCACAAUUGUGGGAUGUCAGUUCAAAGGCGGAGUGGUGAUCGCUGCCGAUACCAGAGCCACCGCAGGAGACAUUGUUGCCGACAAGAAUUGUGAAAAGUUACAUCGUUUGGCUCCCAAGAUUUGGUGUGCUGGUGCAGGUACCGCCGCCGAUACCGAGAUGGUUACACAAUUGAUAGCAUCCAACUUGGAGUUGCACUCAUUACUGCAGAACCGUGAUCCUAGGGUGAUCACCGCAUUGACCAUGUUAAAGCAGCACUUGUUCAAGUAUCAGGGACACUUGGGCGCUUACUUAAUUGUGGCUGGCGUGGACCCUACUGGCGCACACUUGUUGUCAGUCCAGGCCCACGGGUCUACUGACGUUGGUAAGUACCAGUCGUUGGGAUCCGGUUCCUUGGCUGCCAUGGCUGUGUUGGAAACCCACUUUAAGGAAGACAUGACCAAGGAAGAGGCCAUGAAGUUGUGCGCCGAUGCCAUUGAGUCGGGUAUCUGGAACGAUUUGGGUUCCGGUUCCAACGUCGACUUGUGUGUCAUGGAAGUCGGCAAGGAUGCCGAGCUCUACAGAAAUUACCUUACACCUAAUGUUAGAUCUCAAAAGGCCAAAAACUACGUUUUCCCCAGAGGCACCACAGGUGUGUUGAGAGAAAACGUCCGUGAGCUUUUGGACAUAGAGGAAACCGUGGUGACUUUCGGCGACGCCAUGGAAGUGGACGCUUAA